This is a messenger RNA of Cajanus cajan (pigeon pea), 1341 nucleotides long. Lineage: Eukaryota; Viridiplantae; Streptophyta; Magnoliopsida; Fabales; Fabaceae. The record is from RefSeq and is a predicted model, not a curated record.
AUGUCACCUAUAACCUUCUUCGACCGAGAUUUUCAUGGUGACAACCCCGUCCAAGAUGACCCCAUGGUGAUUUCGGUCGAAAUGCACAACUACAUUGUGAAGAAAACAUUGGUCGACCAGCGAAGCUCAGCCGACAUCUUGUAUUGGAACACUUUUAUGCAGCUAGGGAUUCCGGAGGAAAGCCUGGAACCGUAUCACGAGCCGCUAGUAGGAUUCUCUGGCGAAAGAGUGAUGACGAGAGGGUGCAUUGACUUGUACACUCGCUUUGGUUUCGACCAAAAGUCAUCCCGAGAAAUCAAAAUCUGUUAUAUCGUGGUGCAUGCGAAUACGUCCUAUAAUAUCCUACUAGGUCGACCCUCUAUCAAUACGCUGAGAGCCAUCGUCUCGACCCCUGACCUGUGCAUGAAGUUCCCGUCGAGAGAUGGACAGGUAAUAACCGUUCACGCUGAUCAGAAGACAACGAGAGAAUGUUACCUCUCCAGCUUGAAGGUCCGACCCAUAGCCGACCCCCCGUUGACAGCGAAAGGUGUGAACGUAAUAAGACAGGAGAUGAUGGAGGGCUUGGACCUCGACCCUCGCUUAGGUGAGGAAGAGCGAAUCGAGCCGGCCGAGGACCUCGUUCCUUUUCAACUCGGGCGGAAACCCGAACAGGUCACCCACAUGGGAUCCCAACUGAGUGCAGGCGAUUCAAACCAGGUGAAACGAGCGGUUCGAGACAAUAAAGACUUGUUCGCAUGGACGACAUCUGACAUGCCGGGAAUAGAUCCCAAAUUCCUUUGUCAUCGACUGGCCUUGUGUCGAGGCGCCCGACCAGUAGCACAAAAGAAAAGAAAGAUGGGCGAUGAGAAGAGGAAGGUUGCCGAUGCCGAGGUGAAAAAAUUGUUACAGGCUAAAUUCAUAAGGGAGGUCACGUACACAACCUGGCUAGCUAAUGUGGUUCUGGUCAAAAAGUCAAACGAAAAGUGGAGAAUGUGCACCGACUACACCGACCUCAAUAAAGCCUGCCCUAAGGACGCCUAUCCACUCCCUUGCAUCGACCGACUUGUCGACGGUGCAUCCGGGCACUCCAUCUUCAGCUUUCUCGACGCCUAUUCUGGCUACAACCAGAUAAAGAUGCACCCGGGCGAUGAGGAGAAGAUGACAUUCAUCACCGAGAACGCCAACUUUUGCUACCAAGUCAUGCCGUUUGGACUGAAGAAUACCGGGGUGACCUACCAAAGGUUAAUGGACAAAGUGUUUCAGGGUCAAAUCGACCGAAACAUCAAGAUUUAUGUGGAUGACAUGGUGGUCACACCACAAAAAAAAAGCUAUUUAUCGGAGGUUAUUUUAUGGGGGUUUUAA